AUGACGGAUUCCUAUUUCAAUCCCAAUGGACCGCAAAAUAAAGGCGCUCCACAACCCUUGAGUCCUGCUGAAAUACCGGGAACCCCUCCAGAAGUACCGCACAGGCCAAAAGAAGAAGAAUGGAAACCAUAUAUCAACGAAAAGGCUCCGCUGAGGAGUGAUGACAAUGUGGAUCUGCGGUCAGAGCCAUCUGCAGAAUUAUGUGUGCCUAAAAACUAUGGCAAUAAUGAUUUUCAUUGUUUGCCAAAUACUUGCUGUUGUUAUUCUAAUUACGGCUUUACAUAUGAACAAUACUCUCGACUACAUUGA
Messenger RNA from Cylicocyclus nassatus, 309 nucleotides. NCBI's taxonomy places the organism in Eukaryota, Metazoa, Nematoda, Chromadorea, Rhabditida, Strongylidae. The record is from the annotation of a GenBank genome assembly.